Nicrophorus vespilloides is the source of this 1014-nucleotide messenger RNA. RefSeq names its product cuticle protein-like. The record is from RefSeq and is a predicted model, not a curated record. Gene Ontology annotation, cellular component: extracellular matrix. The transcript has 3 exons. Bases 1 to 1014 code for a protein of 337 amino acids. Lineage: Eukaryota; Metazoa; Arthropoda; Insecta; Coleoptera; Silphidae.
AUGAUUGCCAAGGUUUUGGGAUUCAUAGCUCUCGUAGCUUUGGUCCAAGCAGGAGAUUUUGAACUUCAUCAUGGAGAACAUGGAACUUCCUAUUCAUCUGUAAACUUCGUCGCUGCUCCGACUGUUGUGAAAACUGCUCACGUUGCUCCAAUUGCCCAUGUCGCACCAGUAGUACAUGUUGCUCCAGUGGUUACUAAAGUGGUAGCACCAGUUGUACAUAAGGAAAUUUAUCCUGAUACUCCGGCUCAUUAUUCGUUCGAAUAUGGAGUUAAUGAUGCCCAUACCGGUGAUGUCAAGAACCAGCACGAAGAACGUAAUGGAGAUGUCGUAAAAGGAUAUUACACAUUGGUUCAACCUGAUGGUGUCACUCGUACCGUACACUACACUUCCGAUGCUCACAGUGGUUUCAAUGCUAACGUCGAGUACAAAGGAGAACCAGUUGUUCAAAAAGCUGUAGUUACUAAAACCAUCGUUCCAGCAAAAAUUGCCGUAACUGCUCCUUUCUUAGGUUUUGCAGCUCUUGUGGCUUUUGCUCAUGCUGGAGUUUAUGAACUCCAUCAUGGAGAGCACGGAACAUCAUAUUCUUCAGUAAACUUAGUUGCAUUUCCGGCUGUCGUGAAGACUGCUCACGUUGCUCCAAUUGCACACGUUGCACCGGUAUUUAAAGUAGCACCUGUAGUUGCUAAAGUAGUAGCUCCAGUUGUUCAAAAAGUAGUCUAUCCUGACACACCAGCUCAUUAUUCCUUCGAAUAUGGUGUUAAUGAUGCCCACACUGGAGAUGUAAAGAACCAACAUGAAGAACGUGAUGGCGAUGUAGUUAAGGGAUACUACACUUUGAUUCAACCUGAUGGCGUCACCCGUACCGUCCACUACACAUCAGAUGCUCACAAUGGUUUUAAUGCCAACGUUGAAUACAAAGGAGAACCAAUCGUCCAAAAAGCUGUAAUUACUAAAGCCAUUAUUCCAGCGAAAGUAGCAGUAGCUGCUCCUGUAUAUCAUGGAUACCACCAUUAA